AUGAAUUGUCAAAAACUCAAGGGUGUCACCGAACUUCGCAAGGGAUGCUCUUCGGAGUCAUCGCUCAAGGCGGCAUCUCGGCACUUCGAUCUCUUCCUUGAAGAGGUAAUUUUGUCCGGCACCAUUGGCGGAAAAGAGAAGCAGCAGCUCUUUCCAAUAAGAAGCGUCAAUAACAGCACAGAUAGCAACAACAUUGAUAACAGCAAAAGAUUGGAUGGUGAUGCGCAGACGCAGUACUCGUUCAAAACCAUCGCCGUGGAAAAGAUCAACGACAAACUGCUGAAUCUCUUUGCUGGAUAUUUGACAAGGGCCGAAAAACUCCGUGGGAAUAAGAACGAAACGCAGGACAAUUUCUCGGAUGGCAACGGAAUUUCGUACAACACGGCAGAACGAUACCUGAGCUCCAUUAAGAACGAGAUUCUUCGUCGUUGCCUUGAUUUGGGGCUAAAGAGAUCUUUCGACGAUGCGCAACAAACGCGAAUUCGCCAGUCCAUGACAAGACGUUUUGUUGAAAGAGCCGUCCGGAACAAGACGCCUCUGGCCAGAUCUCAUGUCACAGCUGCUCGGAACGACUUUCUUGUAAUUGCGUUGUUAUGUAUCUGGGACGGUUCUUUUCCGAUGGCGGAUAUGUUAUUUUAUCUUUUGACGCUCCGAUACUUAGCCGGCCGGGGCCAGGAAGUGGCCAUGAUAUCACGGUCUAGAGUUUCUCUUGGAGAGCCAUCAGAAUGGGCCGAUAGUGGUGACAAGACCUUUGUUGUGAGGCUGUGGAGGUCGAAAGUCAGCCACGAGCAGGAUCUUUCUAUUGUUCCUCACCAAAGUGAAAUGUUGCUUGAUUGGGUGUUUGCAUUUGCCUAUAGUGCUGUGAUGAAUACCAACCCAAACGACUCGUUGUUCCCGACCUUUGCCGAAAAAGUGGAGUUGCGCAAUUUAUCAGCUGGAAACAUCAAUGAUGAAGAAAUUGGAAAUGAGACUACCCAAGAUAGUACUUUGAAAGCAAAGGUAGAUUCCAGCAAAAAAGUCACCAAGUACUUUCAAGCACUUUUGGAGCGACUAAUUAAGACAAGCGAGGAGCUUGUAGGUCCGAACGAAAUGGCUAGAGCUGCCGGUUUGUAUCAGGAUGAUGAAGAUUUUAGCGAGGAAUUUGAUGGCAGCAGCUGCGUCGGUACAACUAGUGUCAACAAUGAGCCAGGAAUAUUCAAUCUGACAGGAGAAGAAGAAACGGUUGGAUUGGAUCCCCCAGCCAAUGCUGCCUAUUACUAUAGCGGUUUGCUUCAUAAACACGGCAUUUCAGCCGGACUCUCAACACAUUCGGCUAAGCGCUCUGCAGUCGAAAUGGCAAAUGAAAGUGCUCUAUUGCUCACAACAUGGGUAUGCUUCCGGGCAGGAUGGCUGAUGAAAGCAGUGCAUACUAUUUUUGAUUACCUAUCAUUUAAUCCGAAAAAUGAUCGACAAGUUUCGAGGGUGUUCAGCGAAUGGAAUACGCCAUCUUUUCGUGGUGAGAUACUAGGUGGGCGUCCUCCAAGACUCCAUCCCAUUCGACUUCAGGGAUUUAAAGAAGCAGAGAAGGUUCGUUGUUUUGUUGCUGCACUAUUUGUGAACUACGAAGACAAAGGCAUAGACUCCAAUAUAUUUUGCACCAUUGACGAUCGGAAAAAUCGACUUCGUGAGUUACGAAAUCUGUAUGAUCUCUUGACGGCAACUAUUCUCCGUUAUCUGCCCAAGUUUGUCAAAGUCCUUCAAGAACAUCCAAAUCCGUCUCACCCAUUCCGACAAGGUCAACGCACUUGUAUCGAAAAGCACCCGUUUCUGUUACGAAUCCUUAAGGCAAGUCAAACAGCAGGCAUCUUGUGGGAUGAGUUGAAAGCAUGGAGUACUUUGGUUCAGAAAGACUUUCUCGAGAGAAAUUUUGAGUCAGCAAGCUGGUCUGAGAUGCUAGAGGUUGUCGGGGAGGAGCAAUUUUCUGCGGAUCCUAGGACACUGGGAGGCUACAUGGAAACAACGAAUCGGACUAUGAAUACUAUUCAACUGGGACAGAGCAGGAUGCUGGAGACUACAAGCAUUCAUGAUGCCCGACUUAAGGAGCUAACUACCACUGUCAGCAUACAAGGGCAAGCAAUUGAGGAAUGCAGGCAAGCGCUUGCAGAGAUAAAGACAUUGCUAAAAGAGGCUCUGGGGAAACCAGAUAUCCUUAUCCCUGCCAUCAAUCAGGGUCAGGAACAACUACCCAUCAAUCCUUCUGCAGCAGAAAGAAUGCUAGAAAUAGACCAGCAGGUACUCCCAGUGUAUUCUCUUCCCGAGAAGCUCAAGGAUAUGGACCUCACGGAUUUAUUUCAGCAAUGGCAUUUUCAACAGUGGCAUUUGCAGAUGUAUAGCGGUGGAACCAAACAGAGGGGCAUUUCGAGUCAAAUUCGCUUUGGAAUGGAGUACUUUUCUCUGUUCCUUCCGGCACAGGUACCUCCGUUGCCUACAGGUACAGUCAAUCCAAUGGAAUUACUUGCGGAACCGUGGCGGCGGCAGAUCCGUUUCCUUGCUAACAAAGCCUUUGAAGCAAUGGCUGACUUCUUUGAGACCAAGGGUUUGAAGGUACCAAAGUCUUUGACGCCGUUCAAGAAAGCAAUGUUUCUAAUUGAUGCCAGCGAGUGGCCAAAAGGGCCACAGGAUCCGUCACCAUUCCCCAUUCUUAGUAAAAAAGGCAAGAAGGAGGAACUUCGCAACUACGAUUGUCUGCAAAAGUCACAGGAAAAAGAAAAGUUAAAGGUCCAGAACCGCCUUCAGAAGAGGGGCUCCGCGACCAAACAAACACUUCCAGUUGUUGUUGACACUACUUAA
Molecule: messenger RNA, 2829 nt
Organism: Phaeodactylum tricornutum CCAP 1055/1
Lineage: Eukaryota; Bacillariophyta; Bacillariophyceae; Surirellales; Neidiaceae
Exons: 1
Coding region: 1-2829 (942 amino acids)
Source: RefSeq, a predicted model, not a curated record